CCCGCGACGCCCGCGACCAGAGCGCGUCGUCGGGCGACGAGACCGAGCCCGGGCCUGGCAAGGAGAACGCGGGCCUGCCCCGCGCGCCCCCGCCCCGCCCCGCCGCCGUGCGCCCCCCGCGCCGCCGCCGCCGCGAGUCCAGCUCGCAGGAGGAGGAGGUCAUCGACGGCUUCGCCAUCGCCAGCUUCAGCACGCUCGAGGCCUUGGAGAAGGACAUGGCCCUGAAGCCACAUGAGCGGAAGGAGAAAUGGGAACGUCGCCUUGCCAAGAAGCCCCGCGAGUCAGAAAACUGCCCAUCCGCAGAACCAAGUGAGAAUGGGCGUCCCCUGGAGAUCGUCAGUCCCGAGCAGGACCUGGAGCCUGCCUGCGACCGGGGGAAGAAGAAGGUCCCACUGCAGCCCACCAAGCAGGUGUGCUCCCCAGAAGGGGGGCCGCUCCCAGCCAACCACUGGGACCAGAACGGCCCGGCCCAGCGCCAGCAGCAGCUCCAGCCCAGCCAGCCCCAGGGGUCACUCCCAGCCCCGUGUCAGCGCUGCCAGCCCCGUCGGGCUCUCCCGGACCCCGGGCAGCCCUGCCAGCCCCAGCGGCCACUCCCGGGUCAGCGCAGCUGGCCCCAGCGGUCACUUCUGGGCCCAAGACAGCCCUGCCAGCCCCGGCGGUCACUUCUGGGCCCGGGCCAGCCCUGCCGGCCUCAGCGGCUGCUUCCAGCCCCAGAGCAGCCCUGCCGGCCCCAGCAGUCCCUCCUGGCUCAGCCCUGCCGGCCACGUUGGGCGCUCCUAGGCCCUAGGCAGCGCUGCCGGCGCCUGCGCUCCCUCCUGGCCCCCUGGCAGCGCUGCCGACCCCUGCGCUCCCUGCUGGCCCCCUGGCACCGCUGCCGGCCCCUGCGCUCCCUCCUGGCCCCAUGCCACCUCUGCCGGCCCCUGCGCUCUCUGCUGGCCCUCUGGCACCGCUGCUGGCCCGUGCGGUCAUGGGUGGCCCCCUGUCUCCGUGGCCAGCCCAGCAGGGCAUCCUCAGGACAGCGGUGCCGGCCCCCGCAGUCACUUCUCCUGCUGCGUCCACGCCGCCGACCUGCCAGCUCACUUUCAGUCCAGUGCUGCUGCCCCCGGCGCACUCUCUUAGCCCCUUGCCAGCCCCGGAGGUCCCUUCUGGGCCAGCCCAGCUGCCCCCAGGGGUCACUGCUGGGCCUCAGCCAGCCCCAGCAAUUAGUAGAAGCCCCAGAGCACCCUGGCCCCCCAAAACCUUCACUGCUGGGCCCUGGACAGCCAUGCCAACAGAAGCGGCCACUCCUGGGCCCAGAACAGCCUCACCCGCCCAAGCGGCCACUCCUGGGCCCAGAACAGCCCUGCCGACGAAAGCGGCCACUCCUGGGCCCCGAGCAGCCCUGCCAGCCCCUGCAGUCCCUUCUGGGUCCCAGCCAGCCCUGUAAACCCCAGCCGUUACUCCCCAUCCCUGAGCGCCCGUCGCUCCUAGGCCGGCCAGCCCCGCCCCGUCGGCCCCUCCUGGGGCCCCCGAGCCAGCCACGGCGGUCACUGCUGGAAUUGGUUCGGGCCCAUCAGCCGCAGCUCUCACUCCUGGCACUGGGCCGUCCCUGCAGGCCCCUGAGGUCACGACGGACUCGAUCUUCCACCCCUGCGGUGGCCCGCCAGGCCCCGUCUGUGAGUCCUGGAGCCUGAUGCCCGUUUUCUCGGCCACCCUGGGUGUGGCUGUGCUGGGCAGAUGUGCUGCCAGCCUGGCCAGAGGCCUUCUCCAGACAGGCCGGGCUGUUUGCGGUUGGAAACUGAGGCUCAGCAGAGGCAGCCCCUGCAGGGCCGCUACCAGGCUGAGGCCCACCUGCACCAGGAAGAGAGGAGAGGACCCCCAGCGUCUUCCCACCUCCCUGCCAUGCCUGCCCCCGUCGUGCCGGCUACUUUGGGAUGCGCACGCUCCUAGGAGAGUGGACACGGCUGCCCCCAAGGGCUCGGGCUUAUUGGAGGCCUUCCUCAGUGUCUCUCUGUGCCUCUGAAGUGCCCACGUGUCCUUGUAUGUCAGCGCCUGUGCACGCCCAGCCCGGGUGUGGGUGCGUGUAUGUGGUGUGUGUGCAUACGUGUUGUGGGGGCUGCCAGCGCAGGCCUCGCGCUCCUUGGGCCCUAACCCAUUUGCCAGUGUGCAUUCCAUGCCCCUAGGCAGAAUGUGGGCCCGGCUGGAGCCAGGCCACAGGUCCCGCUCACCUCCCCUCAGGCGAAGGGCGAGGAUGUGUGUGCAUCUCCAGGGUUCUGUGAAGGCAGGGAGGGGACACGGGGCACUCAGGGCUGUCUGUGGCCAAGUAGGAGCUGCUGGUGACAGGAGGGUGUCCCCCCCACCCCCCCAACUCUGCCUCCACCCCAGUGGCUAGGGACUGAAGUGGAGGCAGAGUCUCCCGUCCCCCCAGCUCUGGACCAGGAGGGCCGGGGCCAUUCUUGGAAUGCCUCCUCCUGGCCUCCCACUCAGCCCGUGCAGCUGUCCAGCUGUUGGCCCCCCAGGACAUUCCCUGUCGGGACAGACCUCACACUACAGGGCUUUUUCUGCCCUCCGCCCAUCCCAGACCCAUGCCGAGGGGUCGCCCGUUCCUCACCCCAGACCCCUGGCUCAGGGCAGUCCCACACUGGUGCUCCUGGAGUCCUGGGCAUAAGGCAAGAGCUCAGCUCUGACCCUGCAGAAUUUGAGGGCCUCUGGAGAAGGGGGCUGCAGCCCCUUCUGGACAGCCACAUCAGCCACUUAGGGGUGCACCCCCCCCCCGCCCACCCCAUUUGCUCAUGAGGACACUGGCCCUCCGGGGUCCCCACUGGCUGGGUGUGGGGGCCGCCCAACGCCCACAGCAGGGCUCGCAGGCAUCUGGUCCUCACCAGGGUCUCCCAGAAACGCGGGGCUUAUUUUUCCGAUUAAAGAAAAUAAAAAGUGCCGUGCCAUUAUUUUUAU
Messenger RNA from Neomonachus schauinslandi (Hawaiian monk seal), 2934 nucleotides. RefSeq names its product fibrosin like 1 (gene FBRSL1). The coding region runs from base 216 to 1673 and encodes 485 amino acids. The transcript is spliced from 3 exons. NCBI's taxonomy places the organism in Eukaryota, Metazoa, Chordata, Mammalia, Carnivora, Phocidae. The record is from RefSeq and is a predicted model, not a curated record.